Molecule: messenger RNA, 4095 nt
Organism: Gryllus bimaculatus (two-spotted cricket)
Lineage: Eukaryota; Metazoa; Arthropoda; Insecta; Orthoptera; Gryllidae
Source: the annotation of a GenBank genome assembly
UGUUGAUGGGCGGAGCAUGAUGGUGGGGGCUCCCGCUUUAUCGCGCAUUUGCUGGUGUCCUGUAGAUCUGCUGUAGAUAAGCAAAUAAAAAUAUUUUGGCCUGGAAGUAGUCAACAUCAAUCAAGACGUUGGAACAUAUUACGAAAUUCUUGAGUGACCAAAGCGUCGAUUUUUAAUAAGUGCUGAAACUUUGUACUGGCUCUUUUCUUAAAUUUUUUUGCGGAAUAUUUGUCUGUAAGCAGAAUAUUCUUGUAAAACGAAGCUUAUCAGGAAUUGAUACUUUAAACUUUCUUCUGACAUGCAAUAUGGACUUCUGGCUUUAUCUUCAAAAUGAAGUGGUAUCAGAUGUACUUGGAUUUCUGACAUUUACUCUUUCAAGGGAUUUCAGUUAAAUUCACGUUGCUGCAGAUGCCUAAAAUAAUUGAAAUGAGAGAUUUGUGGCGGUUAGUUCUACAUGCGAACUAUCUAAUACUCAUAAUUUAUAAGAAUUUUGGCUGAAAUGUUGCUGCCUGUUAAAGUACCUAAAUCAUGUGCCUUAAGUUUAAUUUGAGAAAUUGAGUACAAACCUGUUUUUCCAUAUACAUCGAAUAAAACUUAUUUCUUCGUAAUUUUACCGUGAAUGUACAGUAGCUGAAUUUUUCCUAAGAAGCUUAUUAUUCAUGUGAACCUACUGCCACUGAGCAAGAUAAGAAUGUUUUAUGUGAUUUGUGAAAAGUGCUAAGGAAUAUACAAAAUAAAUCCACAAUGGAAGAAGUACCUUUGAGAAUAAAUUCUGAUGAACGUGACUUUGAAAUGGAUGAAUGUGACUUCCUUCUUCAACCAGAUCAUGAUGUUACCAUUUCAUCAACAAGAUACCGCUCGACAAAGCAGUGGCCUCUCUGUACAUGUGCUUCAUUCUGUGGUGAGCAAUGUCCUCUUUCUGUCGUGAUAGCUGUCAGCAUGGAUGCUACCAAAAUAAGUGUUGUCGACGCAUCAUCGACGACGCAACUGGUGAAAGAAGAUAUUCCCCUUAUACCGAAGAAUUCAGAUGAUUCUUGCAUGAGGUGCUGUCAUUGGUUUUGGAGAAGAUGCUGCCGACCUCGAGAGCUGAGAAGUCGCACCAUUGUAGUUGGAAACCCAAGUACAGAGAAGUUUCCUGCCAAUGUAAUACGUAACCAAAAGUAUAACUUUGUGACAUUUUUGCCAUUGGUUCUAUUUCAACAAUUCAAAUUCUUCUUGAAUUUGUAUUUUCUCAUAAUGGCAACCAGUCAGUUUAUUCCUGAUAUUCGAAUUGGUUAUUUGUACACAUACUGGGGUCCUUUGACGUUCGUUCUGACAGUAACCAUUUGUCGAGAAGCGGUCGAUGAUUUUAGACGCCAUCAGAGAGAUAAGGAAGUGAACAGUCAGAAAUACAGGCGACUUACAAAAUGCAGGGACGAAUUUGUUCCUUCAUCAAAACUGCGUGUUGGUGAUAUGGUAAUUGUGGAGAAGGAUCAGAGAGUGCCUGCCGAUUUGGUUCUGCUUCGAACUACAGAACGAUCUGGAGCUUGUUUUGUUCGAACUGACCAGUUGGAUGGUGAAACAGAUUGGAAACUACGCCUUGCAGUACCUGCAACUCAAAAACUUGAUUCUGAUAAUCAGCUCUUUGACAUUAAAGCAACCCUUUUUGUGGAAAAACCUCAAAGAGAUAUCCACAGUUUCAUUGGAACAUUCACUCGACAUGAUGGUCAUGGAAGUGAAGAUGCUUUGGAUGUUGAAAACACUUUGUGGGCAAAUUGUGUGGUUGCGUCAGGCUCAGCUUUGGGAGUAGUGGUGUAUACAGGGUCUGAAACGCGCAGCGUGAUGAACAAUUCACAGCCCCGAAGUAAAGUUGGACUUCUUGAUAUGGAAAUCAACCAACUGACUAAGGUUCUGUUUGGAGCUGUAAUUGGUCUAGCAUUGGUUAUGAUGUGCUUGAAAGGAUUUGGUGGACCAUGGUAUCGAUACAUGUUCAGGUUUAUUCUUCUCUUCUCAUACAUUAUUCCUAUCAGCUUACGAGUAAAUUUGGACAUGGGGAAAGCCUUUUAUUCAUGGUCAAUACAGCGAGACAAAGAGAUUCCAGGGACCGUGGUUCGAUCUACAACAAUUCCAGAGGAGCUUGGUCGAAUAUCAUAUUUACUGAGUGACAAGACUGGAACCCUUACUCAGAAUGAAAUGGUAUUCAAAAAGUUGCAUUUAGGCACAGUUUCGUACGGAACAGAAACAUUUGAUGAGGUUUCUUCAAAUUUGAAGGCUGCGUAUUCCCAACCUCUUCCUUCUGUGAAGAGUGUUGAGGCUGGGGGAGGCAGCAAAUCCGCCUCUCCUUUAGGUCCCUCAGGCCUGGCAAGUGGUAGCGCCAAAGUUCGAAGGUCAGAAGUCACACGUGUGCAAGAGGCUGUGAAAGCCGUUGCUUUGUGCCACAAUGUCACCCCUGUCUAUGAAGAAGAUUCGCAUGCACCUGGAAUAGUGAACACUGACCUGGAUAGUCCUAGUUCUAUUGAGAGUCAGACAGAAGCCGACCAGCAUUACAGCCAGCAUAAGCAGAAGAAUUGUCUGUAUCAAGCAUCAAGUCCUGAUGAGGUUGCCUUGGUGAAAUGGACUGAGCAAGUGGGAUUGGCCCUUGUGCGAAGGGAUCUUGUUAGUAUGCAAUUGCGUACACCAAGUGGCCAGCUUUUAACAUAUUCUAUUCUCCAGAUAUUUCCAUUUACUUCUGAGACCAAGCGAAUGGGCAUUAUUGUGAAGGAAAAUCAUAGUGGAGAAAUAACUUUCUAUUUGAAAGGAGCAGAUGUCGUUAUGUCUGGAAUUGUGCAGUAUAAUGAUUGGUUGGAAGAAGAAUGUGGAAAUAUGGCAAGAGAGGGCUUGAGAACAUUGGUUGUUGCUAAAAAGGCCCUAAGUGAAGAACAGUACUUAGAUUUUGAGGCUCGUUACAAUGCUGCUCGAAUGAGUGUGUCAGAUCGUGUUGCUAGAGUUGCUGCAGUAAUUGAAAGCCUUGAGAGGGAAAUGGAACUGCUUUGUGUGACUGGAGUGGAAGAUCGCCUUCAGGAUCGUGUGAGACCAACCUUAGAACUCUUGCGGAAUGCUGGUAUAAAAAUUUGGAUGUUGACUGGAGACAAACUGGAAACUGCUACGUGCAUAGCCAAAAGUUCCCGUUUAGUGUCUCGUACUCAAGGACUGCAUAUUUUCAAAUCAGUUGUGACUAGGACAGAUGCCCACUUGGAAUUGAAUACUUUUCGAAAGAAACAGGACUGUGCUCUUGUGAUCAGUGGCGACUCUUUGGAGGUGUGUUUACAAUAUUAUCAGCAUGAAUUCUUGGAACUUGCAUGUAGUUGCCCUGCAGUUGUGUGUUGCCGUUGUUCUCCCACCCAAAAAGCUGAAGUAGUUCGUCUCAUUCAGAGACAUACAGGAAAGAGGACAGCUGCUGUUGGAAUUGGAAUUGCUGGCCGGGAGGGUCUGCAGGCAUCUCUAGCUGCAGAUUUUUCAAUUUCCCAGUUCAGUCACUUGGCACGAUUGCUCUUGGUUCAUGGUCGGCACAGCUACAAACGAUCUGCAUCUCUAAGUCAAUUCGUUAUUCAUCGUGGUCUUAUAAUCUCCACAAUGCAGGCUGUGUUUUCUUCAGUCUUCUACUUUUCUUCUGUGCCACUGUACCAAGGUUUCUUGAUGGUUGGAUAUGCGACUCUCUACACAAUGUUCCCUGUUUUCUCAUUGGUUUUGGAUAAAGAUGUAUCUGGGAAAAUUGCCCUUACAUAUCCAGAAUUAUACAAAGAGCUUAGUAAGGGAAGAUCUUUAUCAUUCAAAACUUUUUUUAUGUGGGUUCUCAUCAGCAUUUACCAAGGUGGUGUCAUCAUGUAUGGUGCCUUGGUUCUUUUUGAAGAUGAAUUUAUCCACAUUGUGGCCAUAAGUUUCACUGCAUUAAUUCUUACCGAACUUAUAAUGGUUGCCUUAACAGUUCGCACAUGGCAUUACAUCAUGGUCCUUGCUGAAUUGUUGAGUCUUGGCCUAUACAUUCUUUCACUUGUUGUGUUGAAAGAUUCUUUUGGAGUUGUGAGUAACCAUUACAACCAAUUUGCUGAAAAAUACUACCAAAGACUAGAGAGAUAG